Molecule: messenger RNA, 1602 nt
Organism: Malus domestica (apple)
Lineage: Eukaryota; Viridiplantae; Streptophyta; Magnoliopsida; Rosales; Rosaceae
Product: protein BYPASS1-LIKE
Source: RefSeq, a predicted model, not a curated record
ACGCAGACCCUCUCUCUCCCUUCUGUCCCUCUUACUCUCUCACCUCUCUCUCUCCUCCCAACACACUCCUUCUCUCUCUAGUCGUUUAUAAUCUUAUCAAAUGGUUUGAAUUUGGAUUGGAUUGUGUGAGAAAUGCCAGCGACGGAAUACUCGUCAGCUGGUUCCAACCAAAUCGGACGGUCAAUCUUCGGCCUCAGACGCGAUCAGUUGAAUUCAAUGGAAACCCACGGCCUUUCAGGUGGUGGUGGCGGUGGUAGUGGUGGAUUGAACCUCGAUUCCUUCCAAACCCACGUCGCCGAUUGCUUCCUCCAACUCUCCUCCUCCCACGACCUCCUCUCCCUCCCAUGGCUCCGAGACCUCCUCGACUCCUUCCUCCGCAUACACCAGGAGUUCAAAACCCUCCUCAUCCUCUCCACCAAAACCCACAUCUCCAAACCCACCGUUGACCGCUACAUCUCCGACUACUUCGAGCGCAGCGUCAAAGCCCUAGACGUCUGCAACGCCAUCCGCGACGGAAUCGAGGAGAUGCGCCAGUGGCUCAAGCUGCUCGACAUCGUCCUCGUCGCGCUUGACCGCGACAGGACACUCGGCGAGGGCCAAUUUCGCCGCGCGAAGAAGGCUCUCGUCGACCUGGCCAUCGCAAUGCUCGACGACAAGGACUCCUCCAACACCACCAUAGCCCACCGGAACCGCUCCUUCGGCCGAAACAACAACACAAAGGAUCAUCACCAGCAGCAGCACCGGUCGCUCGGCCACUUCCGAUCUCUGUCCUGGAGCGUCUCGCGGUCGUGGUCGGCCGCGAGGCAGCUGCAGGCAAUCGGGAACAAUCUAUACGCCCCUAGGCCCAAUGAAAUUGUGGCCUCCAGCGGGCUCGCGCCGGCGGUUUUCACAAUCAAUUCGGUUUUGCUGUUCGUAAUGUGGGCCCUGGUGGCGGCGAUCCCCUGCCAGGACAGGGGACUGCAGGUGCAUUUCAACGUGCCGAGAAGCUUCGUGUGGGCGGGGUCAAUGCUGUCUCUGCACGAUCGGAUUAUGGACGAGUCGAAGCGGCGGGACCGGAGAAAUGCCUGCGCAUUGUUGAAGGAGAUUCAUCAGAUCGAAAGGUGCUCGCGGGUGAUCGGCGAUCUGGCAGACUCGGCGCACUUCCCGCUUGCGGAGGCGAAGGAGAAGGAGGUGAGGGAGAGAGUGCAGCAACUGUCGAGUCUCUGCGAGGGGAUAAAGGAGGGGUUGGAUCCUCUGGAGCGGCAGGUGAGGGAGGUGUUCCAUGCCAUUGUAAAAAGCCGAACGGAGGGGAUGGACUCGUACUGAAGAACUAAUAACCCCGAAUGAUCAUCGAAAUCAAUUGCCAAUUGAAGAAGAAGAAGACGAUGAGAUCAAUUUUGGCGCCAAUAAAAAUUGGGUAAGGAGGAGAUAUGACUUUUUUUCUUUCUUUGUAUUUAAUCAUCACUGAAUGGAUCAGCAGAUCACCAUAUAUAUUGUGUAUAGAAAUUAGGGUUUAUGCAAAUGGACCAACUUCUCCCUUUAAUUUGUGUUGUUGCUGAUUUAAUUUACCUUUGUAUAAUGGAAUUUCUGAGCAUGCUUCUGGCUGCUGCUCUUUCUCAUUUU